Mya arenaria is the source of this 2817-nucleotide messenger RNA. RefSeq lists its product as uncharacterized. Bases 174 to 761 code for a protein of 195 amino acids. Lineage: Eukaryota; Metazoa; Mollusca; Bivalvia; Myida; Myidae. The transcript is spliced from 6 exons. The record is from RefSeq and is a predicted model, not a curated record.
AGGCAAUAAAUGUUGAAAAAUGGUGGAAUAACAUUUUACAGAUAUUCAGCGGAGUCCUCCGCAAGUCGGUACUGUGAUUUCUUGGAUUGACAUGUGACAGAUACGUUGUAUGAGAUAUUAAAUUACACUCACUGAGUCCCUUGCAAUGUGAAGGCUACACCCUAUAAUCAACCAUGGGGGACCGUUUCUUCCUGGUAGUAGCGGUGUCCACAUUUGCCCUGGGCGUUACCUUGUUUCUGGUUUCCAUAUCAAGUACAUCUUGGCAGGGUCUUGAAGGUGCCGUGUCCAUCUCUUUGUGGAAAGUCUGUUUCCAGAUGCAUAUUGCAAAGACGUGGGCAUGCAAUUCUUGGCAUGAAAUACCAGACUUUGUGCGGUCCUCCCAAGUGUUUUGUAUUAUCUCUCUUCUCUGCUACAUCGUGUGCAGUGUCAUCUUGAUUGCAGCCUUUGUCCUUCGCUGUCUUCAUCGCUCACGGGUCGCUCUGAUAAUUCUCUCUCUGCUCACGUUUACAUCUGCAUGUAUGAUAGCUAUGGCAGUGGUUGUCAUGGGGAUGAAAGGCCGGGACUAUUUACUGUCGAUGAAAGAGGAUCCAGAUAAGAUAUACAGGUAUUUCUUAAACGGGAUCAAGAUAAACGGAUACUACCAAAUCGGCUGGGCCCUAAUCUUGGCAAUUGUCGCCUCUCUGGUCAACUAUAUCAGUUUUGCAUUCUUCUUGCUGGAGUACAAAGACAUGACUGAUGAACCACGGCCAACAAAAGUGUAGUUCUGAAAUAUAAGUGAAAAGUUGUGUAUAACUACAUGAAUAGGAAUAAUGCAAUAGACAUUUAAGUUUGUCGACAAGAAACUCACAUGUAAACGUGGUCAGUGUAUUUUGACCCCACGGUGAUAUAACGUGUACUGAUAAUUAUGUACAAUACAAGGAAUAGUGCAAUAGAAAUUUAAGUUUGUCUGCUAAAAACUCGCAUAUGAACGUGGUCAGUUAGUUUUGACCAAAAGGUGAUAUACGUGUACUAGUCAUGUUUAAUUUACGAGUUAUAUAAAGAAAAAAGGAUGCUAAAAUUUGGGACAUAAACUACAUCCAAUGGAAUGUUGAAGACUAUAAAUAGGAAAUCUUUUGCACACAAUAUGCUCCCAUGUUAAUAGUUCAGAACCAUAACGUACAUGUGCUUUCAUGAUACAAAACAUGGCCUAACGUUCAAACGUAACAGAAACGAGCUCUUUGUCUGGUAGUUGUUCAGUUCUGAAUAGGCAAUAGCAAGAAGAAAACUAUGGCAUCUUCACUCUGCGUUGCAUUUUUUUUUAAAGUGGACCAUUUGAAGGCCCGAGCGCGAGUAUAAAUCAGCUUACACACCACCACCAUUUUAUCAAUAUAUGUUAAUUUAAGCAUCGACGUGUGCUAUCCAUUUAGUGCAUAGGGAUUUGACACCAGAUGAUACCAUUGCAAGAAAAAAAGAUAAUUAUCAACAACUUACAUAAAGUUGAUAUCGCUGUGUACAACGCAUUUAAUCUAACUUACUGGUGUAUCACAUCGCUUACGUCAGUUUUUGUAUCUGUACUAAUCACGGGAACGUCACCUGCUAAAUAUACACACAAUAAACUUGGAAACCAGUACGCGCUAUUUUAAAACGAGUAAACUCAGCUGAAUCGGCGAUAAAAAUGUAUUUUAAUGAACUAUGAAACAUGAAACAUUUUAGUUUGAUUUAACGCCUAUUUUAACAUAAAUACGUAUUCAAAGGCGUUGUACAAAUAAAUAAAAUAAAUGCAAAAGCAAGUUAAUAGAAUCAAUGCACAUUAUACUGCUAAACUGUUACAAGUUAAAAAGUAAAAAACAAUCUGAAAUAAUUCUAAUAAAUUUCUUAUAAAGUCCUAAAAAAUCAUUUAUUAAACUCACCAUGAUGCAGGUUCGUAAUAAAAUAAUGCAUUCAUGACUUAGGAAAAUGUAAACAGUAAACGUAAGGUUAUACAAAGUAGAAAUAAAAUCAGUUCUUUUAUACACUUUCGUUACUAUCACAGUCACUACAGUCUCUAAAAUAAUGCAUAAAAGUCUCAAAAGUAAUGUGUUUUCAAUUUCUUCUUAAAAGUUUGUACAGUUUCUGAGUUUCUGAUACUAAGAGGCAACUCAUUUCACAAUUUUGGUCAUAAUGGCACAACUUUACACCCGCUAACCGGAUCGUAAGUUCCUUGUAGGGGUCUGUUUUGUUAGAAUCUCUGUAAGGUAGUCAGGAGAAUUACCAACAGAGCAGUUGUACAUGAAGGUUAACAUUUUGAAUGUAAUUCUGGCUUUGAUUGGUAGCCAAUGCAGGUCAAAAAGACCUUGUUUGGAGCUGUUAAAUUUCUUCCGAUUCAGAACUAGUUUGGCACACAUAUUUUGAAUACGGUGCAUUUUGCUAAUCUCACUCUGUGCGAUUCCGUAGAGGAUUACAUCACAUAAGUCAUAUAAAAUAGUGAAUACUCGACCUUAAACUAGCCGUAUUUAUAAUUCUAUGCUUAUAUUGGCGAUUUUGGAACCACCUGGUGUCUAGUCCCUUAUAGCAGUUUUUAUUUGAAACCCGGAGCGAUGAUAAAUAUAGCCAUGUGGAGCGAAUGCUCGGAUUUUGUUAUUUUUCACUUAUAUUUUCGUCGUCAAAAUAUGUUGUUUUGUUUAACGUUUGUUAAAAAGUUUUUUUUGAGUAAAAAACGUGCGAAUAGAAACGGAGAAGGAAGUUUGCUCAUAUAAUUGGUGAAAAAUAAGACUUUUGUGAAUAAAUACUUCCUGCAGGACCAAGAAAAACCUAAUAUUUUGUACUUGGACAUAAAAUAAAUGGAAUUUUUAAAAACGG